UCCUCCCUCCAUAAAAUUUCAGGUUCCGCGCCAUUAAUCAUUGUCUCCUCAUGUCUACUACAUUUCUCUCUCGCACGCCCGCCGGAGCAAAUCCAUUCAUCAAAACUCCAUAAGGAGAAGAUUUAUUUAAACUCCGUCAUUAUUCUCCCCGGCAAUGGAUAAUGGAAGGCAUAUGAGAUGCAACCAGCGCAAAGGAGAUGACAAACUUCCUAAAGUAAAUUGGUCGGAACAUGCCAAAGUUCAUGAUAACUUUUUAUGCAUGAGUAGGGUUUUGAGUUCAAAUUUCCUUUUCUCGUUGGAAAAACAAAAGCCUUCUACAGAAGGAAGAACGGGUGCCAGGUCAGUGGCCUGUCAAAUUAAGAAUCUUCAAAGAUUGCGUAGUCCGCAAAGUGAAAAGGCAUGGCAGAUUCUUUCCAAUCCUCCAACGGGCAGGACAUACAUAAAACCUGGUUUAACUGCUUCACUUAAACAUGAUAUUGAUAAUUCUUUAGAUGGUAUCAGGAAAACAUCCUUGCAAACCACAUAUGGUAGUAGCAAAAAUUCUAAAUAUACACAUACACGGCGAAACUGCAGUCAAAUUAAUGCUAAGACAACUGAAACAGCAAAGUACAUGGACAGUUGUCCGCCAGAUAUUGUUGAUACUACAGAAACUAGAACAGGUCUGAGGGUUCACAAUAAGGUUGAUGCUUUGGUGAGUAAUGGUACUCAUUCCAAUGCUUUGGAUGGAUCAUAUGGAGAUCGUCCUAUGCAUGCAGGCCAAACGAAGGAGCGUCCGGAAGUUUCGGCUGAUGGAAUGGAUGACGAUGACAUACUUAAGAAUAUAGAUGUGGAUCAAAUUGUCAUGGAACACUACCAAUCGACCUGCACUCCUCAACCAUCAAUUUCAAUGUUUCCACCUAGAAUGCCAAAUGUAGAAAGAAACAGUUCUGCAAGAGAAGAAGAAUCUUGUUUACCUCCUGAACUGUGCUCAAAAUGCAUUCAUGGGUUUAAGGUUGGGGUUUGCCCAGAAGCUUGUACUCAUGUACAGGAAAUAAAGGACCAGUUAAUUGCUAUAUCAAACGAAUUGCUUGACAAUGCUGCUGAGCUGACUAAAGAACAGUUGGAGGAGCUUCGUCAAGAUAGGUUACGCUUGAACAAGCAACUUCAGCAACUUGAAACAUAUCUUUGUGACAUGGAAAGAAAAAGGUCACAUUUCUCCACAUCUGCAACAACUCACAGUUCUCAGUAUGACACACCUCAAGCUCGUAUAUUCAGGAUGGAUCAUUUGGGAUCCGGUGACCAGUUUCAUCUGAAUGAAUCACAUAUCCACAUGAAGUGGAAUCCAUAUUCAGAAUCAAUCUCCUCUGAAGGUAGGGUUGCUAUUUCAUCAGGUAAUGUGGAGAGGGAACUGUAUAUUCCGAAGGUUAUUGAAGUAAAUUAUAUUGAGGGUUCAAAUGACCAUAAGUGGAGCAGCAGGGAUUUUCUGUGGACAAAGAAGUUAGAGAUCAAUAACAAGAAAGUUUUUGGAAAUCACUCAUUUCGCCCCAAUCAAAGAGAGGUCAUUAAUGCAACAAUGAGUGGCUAUGAUGUUUUUGUUUUAAUGCCAACUGGAGGGGGUAAAAGCUUAACAUAUCAGCUUCCUGCUCUUAUUUGUCCAGGUAUAACAUUGGUAAUAUCUCCACUUGUGUCACUUAUCCAAGAUCAAAUAAUGAGUCUGUUGCAGGCAAAUAUUCCUGCUACUUACUUAAGUGCCAAUAUGGAGUGGGCUGAGCAACUGGAGAUCCUUAAAGAGCUUAGUUCCGAUUAUUGUAAAUUCAAGUUAUUAUAUGUCACACCAGAGAAAGUGGCUAAAAGUGAUGUUUUGUUGCGUCACCUUGAGGGUUUAAAUGCCCGUGGCUUUCUCUCUCGGAUUGUUAUUGAUGAAGCGCAUUGUGUGAGUCAGUGGGGACAUGAUUUUAGACCAGAUUACCAGGGCCUUGGUAUCUUGAAGCAAAAAUUCUCAAAUACUCCAGUGUUGGCUUUAACAGCUACUGCAACUGCCAGUGUCAAGGAAGAUGUCGUGCAGGCUCUUGGUCUUGUUAACUGCAUUGUUUUUCGGCAAAGUUUUAAUCGACCAAAUCUAUGGUAUGCGGUUGUCCCCAAGACAAAGAAGUGCCUGGAAGAGAUUAACAAGUUCGUUAAAGAAAACCAUUUUGAUGAAUGUGGGAUUAUUUAUUGUCUUUCAAGAAUGGACUGUGAAAAAGUUGCUGAGAAGAUGCAGGAAUAUGGACAUAAAGCAGCAUUUUACCAUGGUAGCAUGGAUCCUGCUCAACGUUCCUUCGUCCAGGAGCAGUGGAGCAAAUACGAAAUCAAUAUAAUAUGCGCUACCGUGGCAUUUGGAAUGGGUAUCAAUAAACCAGAUGUUCGGUUUGUUAUUCAUCAUUCUCUCCCAAAAUCAAUUGAAGGAUAUCAUCAGGAGUGUGGUCGUGCUGGUCGUGAUGGUCAGCGCUCCUCCUGUGUAUUGUAUUAUAGUUACAGUGAUUAUAUACGAGUUAAGCACAUGAUUAGCCAAGGAGUUGCGGAGCAAGGUACCCUGACACCCGGGUAUAAUCGUAUGGCAAACUCAGGGAGGAUACUGGAAACAAAUACUGAAAAUCUUCUGCGAAUGGUCAGUUAUUGUGAAAACGAUGUCGAUUGCCGACGUUUCCUACAGCUUGGGCAUUUGGGAGAGAAAUUUGAUCAUGCAAACUGUAAAAGAACAUGUGAUAAUUGUUCUAAGAACAAAAGUUUGAUUGAGAAGGAUGUAACCAAGACAGCAAAGCAAUUGGUUGAACUGGUGAAGUUGACAGGGCAGCAGUUUUCAUCAUCUCAUAUUUUGGAGGUCUACAGAGGUUCCUUAAGUAAAUAUGUCAAGAAACACCGACAUGAGACUCUAAGCUUACAUGGAGCUGGCAAGCUACUAACCAAGGAAGAAGCAUCCCGCGUAUUGCGUCAUCUUGUCACAAAUGAUAUUCUUGUGGAGGAUGUUAAGAAAAGUGAUAUAUAUGGAUCCUUAUCAUCAGUGUUGAAGGUAAAUGAAUCCAAGGCUUACAAUCUCUUUUCUGAUGGACAGACAAUUACACUGAGGGUUCCAUCUUCUGUUAAAACAUCUAAACUUAGCAAAUAUGAAGUUACUCCUGCAAAAGGCUCACUGUUGUCUGGGAGGUUGAGUCCUCCACAAACUGAUACUUCUUUGCAGUAUCAACCUGAAGUUGACUUGAAUCUCUCAGCCAAAUUAUAUUCCGCUUUGCGAAUUCUUCGAACUAAUCUUGUGAAAGAGGCUGGAGACAGGGUGAUGGCGUACCACAUAUUUGGGAAUGCUACAUUGCAGCAUAUAAGCAAAAGAAUUCCCAGAACAAAGGAAGAACUCCUGGAGAUCAAUGGCGUUGGAAAGGCCAAGUUAAGCAAGUAUGGAGAUCGGUUGCUGGAAGCUAUUGAAUCUACCAUCAAAGAAUAUUACAAGACAAACAAGAACAGUAACAGUAGCAAUGACAGUAGUGAUUCAGCAAAGAGAAGAAGAGAUGCAAAUCGUGUUGGUAGUACAACUAUGGAAGAUGAUGAUGACUUCACCAGCAGCACUGGUAACUCAAACAAAAGGGCUGCAAAAAUUCAGAAUAAAAAUGCUGAUGUUUACAGUUCUACAUUGCCAAAUUACUGCAAUGAAGACCUAGAUGAUGAACCAGAUUUUUAUGAUUGGGACUAUGCCGUUGACCACGAUGAGAAGGGUAGAGGAAGAGUGCUACCUUCAUGGUCAACCGGAAACAAAUAAAUCUAUUUCGUAUUGAACCUUUUGGGAGGAGGAAGGAUAUAGACUUUGUCAACACCAGUUUACUAGUUAGUUCAAAGGCUUGCUAAAAUGAUAAUGUAAAUAUAUGGAAGAUCUUUUUAACAGAUUGCUCAUUUCAUGGCACAAUGGCCACGAUCCAAUGGAAUUGAUUGGAACCGCUAAUUUUCCAAACAAAUAUAGAUAGCACGAUAGGAAGUACUGUGAAAUAUAUUGGUAGUUGGUUAAAGAAACGAUUUCAUACUGGA
Messenger RNA from Carica papaya (papaya), 4029 nucleotides. Its product is annotated as ATP-dependent DNA helicase Q-like 4A. Lineage: Eukaryota; Viridiplantae; Streptophyta; Magnoliopsida; Brassicales; Caricaceae. The record is from RefSeq and is a predicted model, not a curated record. Gene Ontology annotation, biological process: double-strand break repair via homologous recombination; DNA replication. Gene Ontology annotation, cellular component: nucleus; cytoplasm; chromosome. Gene Ontology annotation, molecular function: 3'-5' DNA helicase activity; nucleic acid binding; ATP binding.